AUACAUAUUAUGGUUCAUUUAUGGUAGCUGCCUGUUCUGUUUCACUGUACACACACUCUCUCACUUCCUAAUAUUCAUUACCUAUGAAGUGUAGCAGUGCACAGCUUCUGUAAAAAGAAAUGCUGAAGAAACCAGUUUGAAAUUUGGUAACCUGAUGCCAAACUGUUUCCAGUUGUGGAUUCUCAAAUUGCAUUCUUUGAUAGUUGGUAUUGAUAUUUUUUAAGGCACAAUUCCAUUCUGAGGGGUGCAGUGAUAACAGUAUCAGGUGCCUAGGCAUCUAAGUGAUCUUCCAGUGUUUAGAAAUUUAAAAGAGUUUUUAACAGGUUUGCAAGAAGGACACCCACAUUGCUCAUUCGGAGAAAGGUCAUGGAAUCCUGAAUGACUAGCAAGGUUUUUCAAACAUCCUGAUUUAAAGCUGAAGAAUUCUUAGGAAGUUUAAUACGAUGUCCUCUUGGAUUACAAUCUCUGUGCGAAGCACCAUCUCCACUCUGCCUGGAAAAGGAUGUUUAUAUUCCAGGUGCAUUUCAAGUCAAUACAAAGUACCAUGGAGGAAUGUGUUUACCAAAGGCCAUUUUUCUUCCCUCCUGGCAAGCUGCAGUUGCAAGAUGAACAAAGCUCUCGCUGUGAGAAAAGCUUUCAGACAUACCUCAACAGAAGAAGAAGAUUUCUCUUUCCAUCUGACACCAUCACAGAUCAAUGACAUCUUACGGGCAAAUGACUUGUCCCAUACGGUCCCCGAAUUUGAUGGGAAAAACCCAAGCUCUGUGCUGAAGUUUGAGAGUAACCACUUGGCUGCCAACACCCCAAUUGAAGACCGCAGAAGCGCAGCUACCUGUUUGCAAACCCGAGGGAUGAUGUUUGGGGUCUUUGAUGGUCACGCAGGUUAUGCCUGUGCCCAGUCAGUCAGCGAGAGGCUGUUUUUUUACAUUGCUGUUUCUCUUCUGGCUCCGCACACGCUGGAAGAAAUUGAGGCUGCCAUGGAGUCUAUGAAACCAGUUCUGCCUAUUCUACAGUGGCACAAGCAUCCCAAUGACAGAUUCUUUCAAGAAGUAGCACCACUGUAUUUGGAGCAGCUCCGGGUUUAUUGGCAGGACUUGCUCAACAUGGACACAGAGCUCAGGUUGGAUCUAAAAGAUGCUUUGAUCCAUGCAUUUAAAAGACUGGAUUCGGACAUAUCCCUGGAGGUUCAGGCUCCCUCAGAAAAUGAAUUGACCAGAAACAUAGCUCUUCAGGUAGCUUUCUCAGGCACAACAGCAUGUGUGGCUCACAUCGACAGUGUUCAUUUGCAUGUUGCAAACACGGGGGACUGCAGAGCAAUUUUAGGGGUUCAGAAUGAAGAUGGGAUGUGGUCAGCCCUCCCUCUUACUCAAGAUCACAAUGCUUUCAACAAAAUGGAGGCCUUAAGGUUAAAAGAGGAGCACCCAGACACGGAAGAGGGCACCCUCAUUGUGAACAACAGGUUGCUCGGAGUCCUCAUGCCCUCGAGAGCCUUUGGAGAUGUCAGUUUCAAGUGGAGCCGGGAACUGCAGAACAGUGUGCUGGGCAACUGUUGCAACACGGAGGCUUUAAACAUUUAUGAGUUCGUACCUCCAAACUACCAUACGCCGCCCUAUCUAACUGCAGAGCCGGAAGUUACCUACCACAAAAUAAGAAAGCAGGAUAAAUUUUUAGUUAUCGCUUCUGAUGGCCUGUGGGACAUGUUGAGCAAUGAAGAAGUAGUCCGGCUUGUUGCAGACCAUCUGCUGGAAGCUGAUGUCCGGAAAACAGGGUUCACUUUUAAGAAACCAGCCAACCUGGGUUGCAUGCAGAACUUGCUGCUUCGGAGAAAAGUGAGGCAGGGCCAUUCAUACGACCGAAAUGUGGCAACUCACCUCAUCCGACAUGCGGUUGGCAGUAAUGAAAAUGGAGAGAUCGAUCCGGAGAAGCUCAUGGCAAUGCUGACUCUUCCAGAUGAUUUGGCACGCAUGUAUCGGGAUGAUAUCACUGUUACCGUGGUUUACUUCAAUUCAGAUGUAGUUGAAGGUCACUACAGAGAGAAUGAGUAAGGAGCGGGGCUUGUUGAUGUUGGUUCUGGGGACCGUCAGCCCUUCUUUUGGCUGCCAGUUACAUUUCUAGGCAAGCUAUGGUGCAGACACCCCCAGGCCCGCCUGUUGUCAGCAGCCUGAUCUUGCCUAUUCUUAACCGAGAAAUGGGAGUAAACGUGAAAUAACUUAACCUUGUUAAUAUAAUGCUUCUUUCAGUUGAUUAGUAAAAAGUGGUUAUUUUAGGACACAAUCCUGAGACAGAAGUCUCUGAUCAAGAAGGCUUCUGUGUAUCCAGUGCCAUUCCAAGCCGAGGCGCAAUGGAGGCAAUUUGUCCUAUGUUUGGCCAAAUUUCAUUCCCCUUGGAGCUGGUUACGCAUUUCUCUGAACCAUGCUUGUUUGGCCCAAGAUUUAAAAUCUGAAAUGGCAAACAGUACUUGUCAUUUGAGCACAAGUUUCAGCAUAACCAGAAGGACAAGGUUUGCCCUGUGUGUGUGUUGGGUGUUGGGGGGAAACAUUUCAUUUCAGGUGUACACCUAAGCAAACUGAGGUGAAAGAAUCUGCCAGGCAUUACCCUGACAUACGUUGGAGUGAAACAUACAGGGACUAGUCAGAAGUACCUCCUUUUGGAGAAGCCACCCAGGGAAUUCUGCCCCUAGAGCACAAUAUCUCAGGAAGAUUUGUUUCCAAGUUAGCUUCCUAAAUUCUCUUGUCCAGUUACAUAUUUAAACUGCAACACCUUAAAAGUAAACUAAAAAGCCCUGAAAGCACCAACUUUUUUCUUAGCUGUGUUGCAGCCACUUGGCAAAGUGGCUGUAAUACAGAGAAAAUACCAAUUUUAACAUGUAUUUUUAGCAAGUAUGGACAUUACAUGUAUCUGUUAUGAGUACAACUUAUUUUUGGAAAUAAAUUAUUAGCUAUCUGGUCACUGGGAAUGUAUAAAUACAGUGCUUUUAAUUUGCAUAAAUGUGGUGGGUUAAAUCCAAAAUUUACAAUGGAGUUACUGUGCUGAUGGAAGUAGACUUUAGUGGUCUCUCAUUCUCAGGCAACCCGCUGAAAAUGAUACAUAGACAGUCAGAAGGCCCUGCUGAAAGGUGUGAGCUGAAGUUCGGAUUGAGAGGGAUCCCCAAAAGUCAGGCAGAGGGGUCUUCCACGAGCAGAGUGGUCUCUCCUGUAGAAGUUCCUUCCUAUUACAGGAGGCAGAUCCUGACUUCAAAUAAUAUUUGUGUCAUUGUUUGUCAUUGUUUAACAAUGGCAAAGUUUGUCAUUGUUUAACAAAUACGAAGUUUUGUAUCUAGGCUAAAUGUAAAUAGUCUUGAGUGUACAUACAUUGCUAGUUUAUGACUGAACCUUGUUUAUAUUCCUUAAAAUUAUGUUGAACAAUAUCAAAUCACUUAGCGUGUAAUAUAAAAAUUGCUUAUAGUCCGAAUCCUGAUUUCAGAGAAGCGUAGCCAUGCACUUCAUUUCUACUGAGUUUUUAGUUGAAUAAAAGUUUCAUCAUUAAUUCAAAGCCAUCGCAUAAAGACUGAAAUGACUUAAAAACAUGGCUAUUGCACAGGGAAUACAGCAGCUUUGUACUGGGCAAUUCCUGCUCAUGCAGAUGGAAUUUCCCAUUCUUUGAGUAAAAGAAUAGGGCCUGUUUGAUGGUGAUACAUAAAAGUGUAAGUUUCAGUAGAAAAACCAGGGGAAUUAACUUCUUAAAUGUCAUUCUCUGCACAAAGAAGUGAAAGUGGGCUAGAGGGAGGCGUGAAGCUGCACUGAAUGAGCAGUUCUGGCCUAUCUUAUUCAUCUCAUUCCUUUGGUUCCGCGGAUGAUAUAACUUGAGGGGGUUGCAAGCAUGCCUUACUUGACAGUGCAAUAAAAUAGUUGAGGACUCAGACCUAGUUACUGUGCCAUCAGUGCUUGUGAGCUUUCAGACUUACGAUCGUCAUGUCCAAGGUGGGAGAUGAAGUCAGUUUUCAGCUCUCAGUCAUGCAACCCUGCAUUUUUUGUUGGUUGGGCUUUUAGCCAGUCUAGCAAAGGUAUUUUGUAGGGGAGCUCAUGGUAGCUCAACCUGGCCUUUCCAGUUUCCCAUCUCCAGACUUUGAGGCUUGAGGGAGGUGAGGAGUUUUGGAUCUCUGACUCCAUUUUCCAAAGCGAGAGCACAAUCCCUGAAGUUGGCAUGGGGAUGGGGGGAGCGUGUACUCCAAGCAAUCAUGUGGAUCCUCAGAUGCCACCUAGGGCCCCUAAGAUGGCUCCCUAAGAAGAGUAAUUAUACAGAAGGGAAAUAAAAGAAAGUGUAAAUAGGUUUUUGCAACAUCUAUUGAGUCCUUAAAGUUCCGUCAGAUACUGGAAACAAUUUCUAAACGUAAAUAAGGUUUGCCUUACUGUCAGCACUUUAAAAUCAAACAAAAGUUCUAUGCAUAGUUUUCAAUACAAAUUGGACUGCAAACAAAAUAUUGAUGGGAGUGAAAUAGCAUCUGGGUGCUGAUUUUAUUAGGGUUGUUUCUAAGUAUUAUCAGGCCAAAUAAUUGCUGCUCUUAAUAGAUGAGAUUAUUUAUAUUUUCUAUCAACCCAGUCACCAACAUUAUCUUAUUACAAACAGUUAAGAUACUAACCUACCAUACAAACAGUUAAAAAUGGAAAAUUCAGUACAAAUAUUUAAAAUAAUAGAACACUUCUGGUUGUUUUAAGUACAGUCUGUAAUGCCUCUUCCUGAAAAGUGGGCUUUCUUCUGACAUUAUCCAUAGUACCUAAUGAAGUAGUGAGUGGGAGACAUUUUUGUCGUCUUUCAUAGAAAAGGUUUGUGUCAUUAAGAGCAACAGGUGGAUGUAAAAAUGUUACUGAUCGUGUUAAAUGUACUUGUAAUUACUGUUUUAAAUAUCACUCUCUUUUUACUGUGAAAGUGCGGCCAGCACACCUCACAAAGAGUUUUAUUCUUGAUUUAAUUCAGAGAAUGACAGUGUUCUGUAUAAAGUGUUUACAGAUAUGCAGGUAAUACUGUUGGUUGCGCAUCUCUGUAAGAGCAGUGAUGCAGUUCAUUGACUUUCAUGUACAUGGUAAGCCACUUCUGUUCUGCAAGGCUGAGCAACAGCCGAGUAAUGGAAGUUGAGUAACAGCUUUUCUCUGUGCUCCAGGCCUGCCCUUCACUAUCUUCUCUUCUUUGUGGGAUGGAUGGUCCAGGCUGACAGCUGAGAUCUUCAUUCCUUCCUCUAGUUUCUUACCUGUGAUGUGCAAGAUAACCUGGUGAUUUUGCUUCCUGUUGAGGCUCCUUCCAUUCCUGGGAGUCUCCUAUCCCUCCCAAUGUGUUUCUGUGAACUCUUGAGAGAGUUGCCCAUAGCAGCUGUGGCUGCUAUCUGUCCUCCAGCAUUCCUAGCAGACUGUCUUCCCCCUCCUGUUCUGCAACAGCUCCUCUGCAGCCAAACCCCUGUCUUUUGCUCCUGUUUCUGUGACCUCUUCCCCCACUAUCACCAGUUAACAAUGUAAAGCAAGAUCUCACCUUUUCACACAACUGGUGUCCCUGAGGUUGAGCUAGCCUCAUAACUUGGUUUAACAAAGGAUUUACCACAUAAAAAAGCCUCUGGCCCCGCUUGCCGGUAUUACCUGCUCGGAUAGUGGCUUCCUGGGAUCAUGGGCCCUGCUAAUUAAGAUUUGCUUUCGUUGGUGUGAUGCUGGGGAUUGAGCCUGGGGCUAUGCACAUGUGCUUGACCACAGAUGCUCACUCUCACCCCACCUUGGUUGCUUUUCUAUGUUCACGUCAACUUUUCCCCACCUCGUGUUCUGCUUUUUUGUCUUUCUCUGGUCUUUUCUCUAAGUAAACACCCUGGGCAGGGCUGUCACAUUUGUGUAGUACUCUCUGAGUAUAUGUAGAAGAAACAUGGAAUAUCUCAUAAAGGUAGUAAUAUUAGCCAAUGCCAGUUUAUUUUGGUGCUGCUCAUAGCACCGCUCUUAAUGUGCUGGUUGGGAUAGAAAUAAACCUUGUUGAAUUGUAAAAUAUCUAGUAUAACAAAGGUAGGGAGGGGAAGAUGUGACACACAAGUUGGGUAACUGAUUUCAGUUGAGUUUGCACUAAAGACUUUUCUCUUUGGAUCCAUUCUCUUGCUGAGCAAAACGGGUUCUCACCUGGAGAGUGCUCUGUAAUACAGAGUAACAGUUUAAAAUUCAGAAAUCACUCGGUCUUCAACUUAUUUAGCAAUAGUGCUAAUGUGCCUCCUUCAGUGAGUAAGAUAUGUAUUUGUAUGUGACUCUGUUAACCUUUUUAAACUUUAGUAUUUUUAUGCUGGCUAUAUUAAGUUAAAAUGUUAGAAAGGGGAGACUGGUGCUGUUGUUCUUGUUCAUGGAGAUGAAAAACAAAUAUUGUUAAAUGUUUAUACUUAAAUAUUUUCCAAACCUCUCUGCUUUUCUAACCUGACAGUAAAUGUGUCUUUGGGAAUAAAGGUAUAGAACAAAAUGUGUUAUGAAUUCCAUUUGACUGAUUUCUGAUUAGUGUUGUGCAUGAUUCCAAUGACAGUGAAAUUAAAGUUGGUACAGUAUUCAUAGUGGAUGUGUCUCGUGAAUAAAUGGCUAUUAAAUGCUAAA
Varanus komodoensis (Komodo dragon) is the source of this 6578-nucleotide messenger RNA. It is a transcript of the gene PDP2, whose product is annotated as pyruvate dehyrogenase phosphatase catalytic subunit 2. Gene Ontology annotation, biological process: protein dephosphorylation. The record is from RefSeq and is a predicted model, not a curated record. The transcript has 3 exons. The coding region runs from base 444 to 2045 and encodes 533 amino acids. Gene Ontology annotation, molecular function: protein serine/threonine phosphatase activity; cation binding. NCBI's taxonomy places the organism in Eukaryota, Metazoa, Chordata, Lepidosauria, Squamata, Varanidae.